Folsomia candida is the source of this 2717-nucleotide messenger RNA. It is a transcript of the gene wts, whose product is annotated as serine/threonine-protein kinase LATS1-like. The record is from RefSeq and is a predicted model, not a curated record. Gene Ontology annotation, molecular function: ATP binding; protein serine/threonine kinase activity. Bases 1 to 2541 code for a protein of 846 amino acids. Gene Ontology annotation, biological process: G1/S transition of mitotic cell cycle; peptidyl-serine phosphorylation; hippo signaling. Lineage: Eukaryota; Metazoa; Arthropoda; Collembola; Entomobryomorpha; Isotomidae. The transcript has 10 exons.
AUGAGAAAUGAUAAGCCAAGAGAAAUUGGGUGGUUCGUCACAGUCGCAGUCUCAGUCGGGAGGAGGAGUGGGAGUGGUGGGGAAUCAGUCCAGCCCUACACCCACUCAAAAUCAGCUGAAGGAAAAGGAGCUGAACAAUCGAAACUCCCUCCAACCGUUCGCCACCCCACCGCCCCCACCUCUCUGUACAACCCCACCCCUGCUCCUCCUCUCUCUCCCCCCUCCACCGCCCCACCACUCCCCCCACCCCCACCUCCCCCCAAUUCCCAAUCCUCCCUCCAACUCUACGACGACCACAAGCUCGACUCUUCCUGUUCAUCCCUCUCCUCUUCAACAGAGUACUCGAGCAAACCUCUCCCUCCAGCCCCACCACUUCCAUCCUCCAACAUUUAUCGACCCCCUUCCAUCAACGGGUCCGUUCACAACGGGAGCAUCAAUGGGGAGAGUCCGACGCCAAGUGUGGGAGCCGCCGGAAGGAGCCAACAACAGAGCCCCGUCACUAUUAGUCAAAAUGGUGGGCCGGUUAUUAGUAAUGGGGCGCAGGGAAGGAAUCGAGGGAUCGAGUACCGUGCUCAGCAUCCCCCCCUCGGUCCAACAACUCCUCCGCCGGAUCGACGCCACACCACCCUCCCCCCUCACCCCACCCCUCACCACGACCCCCCAACCUACAACAACUACCCACCCCACCCCUCCCCCACCCCGUCCUCCACUUUAUCCACAACCUCCACCUCAUCCUCCACAUCACCCACGUCACCAAAACCUACGCUAUUAAUAAAAUCCAUCCCCGUGGCGAAACCAGUGUUACAAACAGCGACGGGUUUAAUUAACUCUAAUCUAGCCCCUCCACUGCCACCCAAACCAAAUAGUAGCGUUAAAAAGUUGCCCGCGUUGCCUCCUAAAAAUAGUAAUAAUAAGAAUUUGGAGAGGUCACCGUCGGAGAGGCAGCAGGGGCAAGGGGGGCAAGUGGGGGAAACAUCGUCACUGCCUAAGAAGCAUACCCACGAGAGCCCGAUUCCGGAGAGGAAAAAGUUGUCAAGGGAGAUGGAGGUGGAGCGGAUGGAGUCGAAGGUCCGCGUGUACAGCCCGCAGGCCUUUAAAUUUUUCAUGGAGCAGCACGUGGAGAACGUGAUAAAGUCGCACCAGGAACGGCUCCAUCGGAGGAUGCAAUUAGAAUCCGAAAUGGCCAAAAUCGGGCUCAGCGAAGAAGCUCAAACCCAAAUGAGGAGGAUGUUAAGUCAAAAAGAGUCCAAUUACAUAAGACUAAAACGUGCCAAAAUGGACAAGUCGAUGUUCAAGGUGAUUCGGACGAUAGGCGUUGGUGCUUUUGGUGAGGUUGCUCUCGUACAAAAACUGGAUUCUCAGCCCAGGUCGCUCUACGCCAUGAAGACGUUGAGGAAAAGCGACGUCCUCAGAAGGAACCAGGUCGCCCAUGUCAAGGCCGAAAGGGACAUUUUGGCAGAGGCCGAUAAUGAGUGGGUCGUCAAGCUUUACUAUUCUUUCCAGGACCUGGAGAACCUCUAUUUCGUAAUGGAUUACAUCCCUGGCGGUGAUUUAAUGAGUUUAUUAAUUAAAAAAGAAAUUUUCGAAGAAGACCUAGCGAGGUUUUACAUCGCGGAGCUGACCUGCGCAGUGGAGUCGGUGCAUAAAAUGGGUUUUAUUCACCGUGACAUAAAACCGGAUAAUAUUUUAAUCGACCGCGAUGGACAUAUCAAACUCACGGAUUUCGGACUUUGUACUGGAUUCAGAUGGACUCAUAAUUCGAAAUAUUAUUCUAAUUGUGAUGGCGGCUGCGACGGGCAACAGCAACAGCAGGGCGAAGAGCAGCAGUGGUUCACCUGCUCCUGCACCCCCACCAACACCACCCCCACUGGCACCACGACUACGACUUCGCCCCCACCCACCCCCCAAAAACCCCUCGAAGCUCGUUUGGCCCGAGCCAAGCUCCACCCGCGUUGUUUAGCCCACUCGGUGGUAGGAACGCCGAACUACAUCGCGCCGGAAGUGCUCAUGCGCAUUGGUUACUCGCAGCUGUGCGACUGGUGGUCGGUGGGCGUGAUUUUGUACGAGAUGCUGGUGGGCCAGCCGCCCUUCCUCGCACCCACCCCCGCAGAAACACAGUACAAAGUGAUCCACUGGGAGAGGACGCUCAGGGUCCCCCGCGUCGGGGCCAACGGGGAAAAAGUCGGAGGCGUCGCCAAAGAUCUCAUCCUUAAAUUAUGCACCGAUCACGGGAGGAGACUCGGGAAGAAUGGGGCCAGGGAGGUGAAGGCCCACCCCUUCUUCACGAACAUCCGACGAACCACGGCGCCGUACAUCCCGAGAAUCACCCACCCCACGGACACGUCAAACUUCGACCCCUGUGACGACCAAAGCCAUCAAGAUUUGGGUGGGAAUAUCGGAGGCGGCGAGGGCGGUGGUUAUCACGGAUUUUAUGAGUUCACUUUUAGGAGAUUCUUUGACGAUGCGUACAGUUUAGGGGGGAUUACCCAGGGGGGUGUGGGACAAGGAGGGGAUCAAAAUCAAGGCCCCGUUUAUGUUUAGUUUUAUGUGUUGAAAUAAAUUCGUCGCGUUGCCACGGAAAUUUUUAAAAAGUUUGUUUUUAUUAAUUAAUAAAAAAAAGAAAUUACCAGAAGGACUAGACAUUUAUAAAAGCACACGCGUAGUAGUAACAACAAUACCAUCACCAUAACAACGAUUUACAAAAAAAAAAAGAUAUG